AUGUCCAAGUUUUAUUUAUAUUUGGAUGGAGAUGCUGAUGGUGAUGAUAAGUUAACUAUUAACAAAGCCUAUGCAAAACGUUAUAACAAUUGGCGACACUUGGAGGAAUUGCAAAAAUUGAAAGAUAAGUAUGGCGAUGGUGUGGAAGAUGACGAUGAUACAAACAGUUCAUGUAGUGAAGAACCUGCUGUAUGGUCAGCAGAGCACGAGAAAGAUUUCCUUCGUACAUUGUCUGCUUUGAAAACCCAUGAUCUAAGAUUGUAUUCGGGUCAAAAGUUCUUCACCGCUGAAGAUAAAGGAACAGCGAUUGGUAACAAGUUCAAAAAAAAAGACGCUCCGAUGUUUCUGAAGGAUUACGAAAGAAAGCUUGUUCUUGAAAAAAGGGGAGAUAUCAGUGAAGAUGAGGAAGAAAAGAAGACUUCUAAGCAUGGCUAUUACGAAGAACAGGAAUUAAUAAAGCGAGAAUUAAAAGCUGUGCUUGCUAAACAAAGUGACGACAUGGAGCCACUAUUACGACAACGUAUUAAGGCAGAAGAUGAAGUGAAAAAUGAAGAAGAUCAAUAUUAUGAAUGGCUGAAGGGACAAAGAGAUGAAGAUCUGCCUGGUGUGGAAGAACUGAAAGGGCUCAAAGAAGCAUGGAAUGACACAAAUUUAGACGAAAGUGAGAAAUUUCUACGUGAUUAUUUGUUGAACAAAAAAUACGAUGUUGAAGGUGAUGAUGGUGUUCCGCUGUAUGAAGAAAUCGUGAACGUCGAGAAGGAUGAGGAGGAAUUAGAAAGAGAGAACGAGUUUGAGCGGAAGUAUAAUUUUCGAUAUGAGGAACCUGAUCAAGAUUUUAAAUUAGCUGGGGAUGAAGACCUUCCACUUAAUGUCGAUGAUUUGGAAGCGGAUUUCGAUCCUACGGCUUACGACAAGCGUAUGAAAGAGAUCUUCAGUUCUCAAUAUUAUAAAGAAAUUGUGGACGAGAAUAAAGAAAAACCCGUUUUUUCUGAUGCUUCCGAUGUCUCUACCGACGAUUCAGAUUACGACAGUUUCGAAGUGCAUAAAGAAAGAAAAGAAAAUGCUGACAACAUUACUGAGGAUUGUAACGAUGAUGAAGCGUUGGUUCCUGAAAAAAAUCAAGUUGUUUUUGGGAAUGAUGCUUCUGAAGAAAAGUCAUUUGAAGAAUAUUUCAACGAAUACUAUGCACUUGAAUAUGAGGAUAUAAUUGGUGAUGGCUUAAUAACUAAAUUUAAAUAUCGCAGUGUGCCGGCUAACGAUUUUGGAAUAACAGUUGAUGAGUUAUUAAAUGCGGACGAUCGACAACUAAACGCUUGGGCAUCAUUAAAAAAAGCUACAGCUUACCGUUCAGAAGCUGAAGAAUUGUAUGACAUCAAAGCGUACAAAAAGAAAGCACUGAACCUUCUGAAAAAAAAAGAAUUUUCAGUACUGAUUUCGGAGGAUCCAGGAAGGUAUUUCUGUUCGUUAUGGAAAAAGAACUCUAACAAAUUGGCUGACAAUGCUAGUGGUAUGGAGCACAUAUGUCAAAUGGGUAAAGCAACAGCUAAGAAAAAGAGGACAAAGAAAAGCACUCAAAACUGUCCUGACGAUGUGAAGUUGGGAGAAAGAAGUAGCGCUGUGCUACAGGAAGGAGUCCGGUUGCUGAGUCAUUUUAAAAACGCUGGUAGUCGUAAGAAUCACAGCAAAUAUGAACAGUUUAAUUCAACAGUUGACAUUAAUGAUGACAGACUUCGUGCUUAUGGCAUCAAUCCAAAGAAGUAUAAGAAUAAAUUGUUCCAUCGACAAGAAAACUUAUAA
Loa loa (African eye worm) is the source of this 1797-nucleotide messenger RNA. RefSeq lists its product as hypothetical. Gene Ontology annotation, cellular component: nucleolus; 90S preribosome. The record is from RefSeq and is a predicted model, not a curated record. Gene Ontology annotation, biological process: endonucleolytic cleavage in ITS1 to separate SSU-rRNA from 5.8S rRNA and LSU-rRNA from tricistronic rRNA transcript (SSU-rRNA, 5.8S rRNA, LSU-rRNA). The coding region runs from base 1 to 1797 and encodes 598 amino acids. The transcript has 18 exons. NCBI's taxonomy places the organism in Eukaryota, Metazoa, Nematoda, Chromadorea, Rhabditida, Onchocercidae.